This is a messenger RNA of Meloidogyne enterolobii, 318 nucleotides long. NCBI's taxonomy places the organism in Eukaryota, Metazoa, Nematoda, Chromadorea, Rhabditida, Meloidogynidae. The record is from the annotation of a GenBank genome assembly.
UCCUCGGCAUAAUUUAGUUUUGUGGUCGCUUCUUGCCUAAUGCUCUGUGCGAAGAAGAAUAAUAAGAAGUAUGCAGGAAAACGGAUGAAGAAAGACAAAAAGGCCAUGCAGGAAAAAAGUGAAGUGACCAUCGAUAAGAAGACAGAGCUCACAAUCGAAACGAAGUCCGAAAGCAAAACUGCAAGCAAGUCCAAGAGUACUUCACUUAUUGAUAGCCGUAAAUCCAAAAUGUCAAGCAGCGGGUCAAACAAAAAACCCAAAUUGACUAUUCCUCCUUCAUCUCGAGCGCCGCUGCCUAUGAAUAUGACUGAACUCUAA